UCGAGACUUCCGGUUUAUAACCGGUGGCGUGUUUUCAAACCAAAGUGGACGCAAACGGAAGACAAAAACUAAAGGAUGGAGUCCCCACCCACAAGAGAACAUCAAAGAGAAAGUCCAGAGUCUCCUCUCCCCUCCAUCUCUGAGCGUCUUGCGUACCUGCGGCCGUCUCGCGAGCUGCUGGAGUUUUACAGACAGAAGGUGGCUCAGUUUGAUGGAGAACAUGAAGAUCUGCUGCAGAUGAUGGAGAAAUACAGGAGCACUGCAGAGGAGCAGCACAAGUUACAGUGGGAGGUCCGUCAGCGUGAGGAGGAGAUCGCUGAGCUCCAGAAAGCUCUCAGUGAUAUGCAGGUGUAUCUCUUCCAAGAAAGAGAGCAAGCGCUUCGACUGUACGCUGAGAACGACCGGCUGAAAAUCAGAGAGCUGGACGACCGGAAGAAGAUCCAGCAUCUUUUAGCACUCGUGGGUCCGGAUCCAGGCGAGAUCACUUAUUUUCACCGGGAACCUCCACAUAAGGUCACUAUUUCUCAAAAGAACAUCCAGCCGAGAUCACAGGAGGAUUUAAAGGUGGCAAAACCAAAGCCAGUAUCAGCAAAAGGUACAUUUCAUACUGCAGGCAACAGGAAAUCAUCUAAAGAAGGAGAAGAUGCUAAAAGUUCAGAGCAGCACAAGAGAGACAACCAGACUUUACUGCUCCAGGUGGAGGCGCUCCAGGCUCAGAUGGAGGAGCAGACGCGGUUGGCUAAGGAGCAGGUGGAGGCUCUACUUGAAGACCGACGCAUUCAUCUGGAGGAGCGACAAGUGCAGCACAAACGCGACCAGGACAGAAUCACGGCCCUCGCGGACAAACUCCAGCGGACACAAAAUCUUCUGUACGAGAGCACCAAAGACUUCCUGCAGCUGAAGUUUGAGAGUCGAGCUCAUGAGAAGAGCUGGAUGGUUGAGAAAGAUCGUCUGCUGCAAGAACUGGACUCGUGUCAGGAGAGACUCAGAGAGACACGCAGUCUCCCCGAAGAACGUCCUCCAUCCGUAGAGCCUCAGUUUAUCACACGAUCCAGCCAUGAGGCCAACCAGACCCGUCGAGAGGAGAUCAGGGCUUUGCAGGAGGAUUUAAAACAGGCUCAUAAACUAGCUGACAUGUAUAGAGAGCAGUGCGUGGCGCUCGAAACUGACCUGUCCCAAAUCAGAGAAGAGGGUGAUGUGGGACGAGAGAUAUUCAAGGAGCGCUCUGAUAAGAUGGCCAAGCGUCUACAGCUGAUGACCAAACGUUAUGAAGCUCUGGAGAAGAGACGUGCCAUGGAGGUUGAAGGGUAUAAGACGGACAUCAAACUUCUGAGGCAGAAAGUCAAAGAUGUGGAGAAACUACUGUUUAAAUUGACACUCAACGUUGGUCCUAAUCAGGAUUUGGCAGUGAUGGAUGAAGUGCGACAGACCAACAGGCGCACAGAAAAAGUGCAGAAUGAGCUGAAGACCCUAAAGACAAAAAUCUCCAGAUUGGAGAAAGACCUGAGGUUCUGCUGAAGCUAAACUUACUUGGGUAUCAAUGUGACAUUUUCAUGAUCUGUUCAUCACCAACCAAUAUCUGUAAGACAUUCAUGGUGACUGGAUGUAUGUAUUUAAAGAAGAAAGCUGGAUUUUUUUAUUUGUGCUUUGUCCAUAUGAGUUAAAUAAAGAUAUUUUUCAUU
Messenger RNA from Paramisgurnus dabryanus, 1682 nucleotides. It is a transcript of the gene ccdc77, whose product is annotated as coiled-coil domain containing 77. Gene Ontology annotation, cellular component: centrosome. NCBI's taxonomy places the organism in Eukaryota, Metazoa, Chordata, Actinopteri, Cypriniformes, Cobitidae. The record is from RefSeq and is a predicted model, not a curated record.